CCAAGAAAAUAGUGGGCCUUAUUUCUCUAGUGGGCCAUUAGAUUUACCCAAAAAUGAAUGAAAUCCAAUUCCAAUUUUUCUGAAUCACAAAACCCUAGUUUCUUCUUUGUCCAAACAAAACCCUAACUUUUUUCAGCGUCUCAGCCUUCGUUCCGUUCAACAAUGGCUACUAUACCUGUUAAUCCCAAGCCUUUUUUGAACAAUUUGACUGGGAAGCAUGUUAUUGUGAAACUAAAAUGGGGAAUGGAGUACAAAGGUUAUCUUGUUUCAGUUGAUUCCUAUAUGAACUUGCAGUUGGCCAACACUGAAGAGUACAUUGAGGGAAAUUUUACUGGGAAUUUAGGAGAGAUUUUAAUCAGAUGUAACAAUGUUCUCUAUCUUCGAGGAGUACCAGAGGAUGAAGAAAUUGAAGAUGCUGCUGAAGAUUAGAAUGAAAAAACCUUUGUCAGACGUAACUAUAUUCUCUACCUUUUCGGGAGUGUACUAGAGGAUGAAGAAAUCGGAGAUGCUGCUGAAGAUUAGAAUGAAGAAAACUUCUUACUGUUAUGACAUAAAUUGAACUGAAUUUAUUUACUAUUUUUGUAUCUUCAAUUAAAUGCAUUUGUCUCUGUUGUGUAGUUGUUAUGUGUAGAGAUUUGAAUCAAAGACAGCCUCGUCAAUCGGGGUUCUUGGUGUGAUUCAAUGGGGAUUAUGUAUAGACUACUUAAAUUAGCAUACAUGUUGUGGUUACCAAUA
Lathyrus oleraceus (garden pea) is the source of this 735-nucleotide messenger RNA. RefSeq names its product probable small nuclear ribonucleoprotein F. Lineage: Eukaryota; Viridiplantae; Streptophyta; Magnoliopsida; Fabales; Fabaceae. Gene Ontology annotation, molecular function: RNA binding. Gene Ontology annotation, biological process: mRNA splicing, via spliceosome; spliceosomal snRNP assembly. Bases 163 to 429 code for a protein of 88 amino acids. Gene Ontology annotation, cellular component: catalytic step 2 spliceosome; U1 snRNP; pICln-Sm protein complex. The record is from RefSeq and is a predicted model, not a curated record. The transcript has 5 exons.